Messenger RNA from Acanthochromis polyacanthus (spiny chromis), 5203 nucleotides. It is a transcript of the gene b3gat1a, whose product is annotated as beta-1,3-glucuronyltransferase 1 (glucuronosyltransferase P) a. Gene Ontology annotation, molecular function: galactosylgalactosylxylosylprotein 3-beta-glucuronosyltransferase activity. Gene Ontology annotation, cellular component: Golgi membrane. Gene Ontology annotation, biological process: carbohydrate metabolic process; chondroitin sulfate proteoglycan biosynthetic process. The record is from RefSeq and is a predicted model, not a curated record. The transcript has 10 exons. The coding region runs from base 1158 to 2237 and encodes 359 amino acids. Lineage: Eukaryota; Metazoa; Chordata; Actinopteri; Pomacentridae.
UACAUGCCAUUAGAAAGCCCAUCUCUGGAAGGGAGGAGGGGAGGGUGGUCUCAAUCUCAGCUAAGAGGCUACUUUAGUCCCCCAACAUAAGCACAUUCACAGAUGUCUCUGCACGCGUAGAGCCGUCUCAGCCGUCACGACAGAGCAGCCUGCUUCUGUGCUGAAGCAACGAGCCGCGAACAGAGAGGAGCAUAGAGGGGCAGACAGAGAUUCAAAGAGAGGUAGUGAGGACAAGGGUGGGAGGGAGAGCAAGAGAAAGAAGAGGUGAAGAGCCACAGAGCAAAAACACAUACAUCGCUGCCACUCUGACGUCUCCCCUCAUGCACCAGUUUCGGCGUGUGUGAGCGCAAGAAGAGGAGAGAGGGAAAGGAGGAAAACAAAUCCUGGGAGCUUGGGUCCUCUCUUUGCUUUACAUUCUCCUCUCUCUUUUUUUUUUAUCUCCAUCAUCCAAGGCAUGAAGACGGGUUUCAGCUGGCUUGGCAGAAUAAAAGAAAGGGAUGCUUUGAAUGCUGCCUCUCUUUCGACAAGGGACAAGGAAGAGGAAGGGGGGGACAACACACAGCAGGGACAAAAACAGGAUUUCUAGAAUGAAUGGGAGUCCUUCUGCUGCAUGCGCUGGGAAUAGCAGUCUCACACUGAAGUCUCUAAAUGAGGAGGAUUCUAUGCUGUGUUGAAGCUGCGUUGGCUGCCGUGGGUGGAUAUGUUGUCUUCUUUGGAGGGGGCCCAACCCUGAGGAGGUGAAACUUGCUGGGAGUGUUUGGAUGUCACCCGUGCCACAGCUUCUACUACGUCUGACCACCUUCAGCUGCACACAUCUCUGCUCUCCAAGCGGCACCAAUUAAGAGCGAGCUCGAGGCAAAGGCUUGUGACAGUAUCUGACGACGCCGACGCAAGGAGGAAGGAAUACACUGGAGGAGGGGCCUGUGUGCUCACUGGGGACGGACGGAGCGCUGCUUGUGCGGAGUUGCCUGUCUGCUUGAGUGGACACGGCAGGGGAAGAGCAGAAACGGAGAUGACCGGCUGAAGUGUCAUGGAGGAUGUCACCGCUAGGUAGCCCGUUCAGUAUGCAGUGUGGCCUUCCCAGCUGCGCAUCCCCAGUGGUGCCAUGAUCCAGUUCUAACUGUGGGUAAUGCCGAGCCAAAUAACCAAUCCUGGAGAUGCCGAAGAGAAGAGAUAUUCUUGCCAUCGUGUUGAUCGUGUUACCCUGGACUCUGCUCAUCACUGUUUGGCACCAAAGCGCUAUAGCUCCACUCCUCGCCAUCCGCAAGGCCUGUCACCACCUAGUAAAAGAGAUCUUUAUCAUUCCAGAGAGGCUUGCAGUCCGCCACCACCGGCUCUCAGAUGACGGUGUUGAGGGCAAGAGGGAGGCAGGUGGCCAGGCGCAGGACUCCAAGGAAUACUGCGCCUCAGAUAAGGACAUUGUGGAGGUGGUGAGGACAGAGUAUGUGUAUACGAGGCCUCCGCCCUGGUCCGAUGUGCUGCCUACUAUUCACAUCAUCACCCCCACAUAUAGUCGCCCCGUGCAGAAGGCAGAGCUGACACGGCUAGCAAACACCUUCCUCCACGUUCCCAACCUGCACUGGAUCCUGGUGGAGGACUCCCAGAGGAGAACACCUCUUGUCACGCGACUCCUCCGAGAAACAGGACUGAACUACACCCACCUCAACGUAGAGACGCCCAGGAACUAUAAGCUGAGAGGUGACACUCGGGACCCGAGAAUCCCCAGAGGGACCAUGCAGAGGAAUCUGGCCCUGCGCUGGCUGAGGGAGACCUUCAACGCUAACAGCAGCCAAGCUGGAAUUGUCUACUUUGCCGAUGACGACAACACAUACAGCCUGGAGCUGUUUGAGGAGAUGAGAUCGACUCGGAAAGUUUCAGUGUGGCCUGUGGCCUUUGUGGGCGGCUUGCGGUACGAGUCCCCCAAGGUCAACGCAGCCGGGAAGGUCUACGGCUGGAAGACGGUGUUCGACCCCCAUCGGCCCUUUGCCAUUGACAUGGCUGGCUUCGCUAUCAACCUGAGGCUCAUCCUUUUCAAGCCACAGGCGUACUUUAAGCUUCGAGGGGUGAAGGGAGGCUACCAGGAGAGUAGUUUGCUCCGGGAACUUGUCACACUCAACGACCUGGAGCCCAAAGCCGCCAAUUGCACUAAGAUUCUGGUUUGGCACACAAGAACAGAGAAGCCUGUUCUUGUAAACGAGGGGAAAAAAGGAUUCACAGACCCCAAUGUGGAGAUUUGACCGUUUUUCCUCAGAACACGGUGGUUGGCCUUGGACCUGCAGAGUGGAGAAAACAGUCGAGUUUCGUGAUAAGUGCAACCAGCGCUCAUGUCUUAAUCAUCAGAAAAUUUUCAAAAAGAGAAGUACGGGGCCUUUUUGAAGGGGGUUCUAAUCCUCUUGACUGAAUCUGACAUUUUUAAAAUAUGGACCAAAAACAGUACAAACGUAUUAAAAGCACAGAUUAGUAAGAGGUGGCGGUGGCUCGUCAGGUCCGCCACUGAAGUGCAGAGGAGACGACGUGAAAGGACGUCUCGCCGGGUCGACGUGGACACUCGUAACCUGCACCGCCACCGAACGAUGGCCCGUUGAAGACCACCCCUCAUAAAAGACAGCACAAUAUGAAAAGCAUACAGCCAGCGGGUUCAGCCAAACAAGCAGGUUACAAAAAAAUAUCCUCCACCUCAUAUGACAAAGCAAAGGAAACAAAAACACAAAUGGGCCUGGAUCUGCACACGGCACACCAGAGAAAUUCCUCUCGGAUUUAAAGACACGGCCGACAUCAUCAGCCUGGAUGAAUACAUGACUCCAAGGACAAAGAUGUCUCAUGUGGAUUUUCCUUUUGAGCAAACACAAACAUAGCAAGGGAAGGAAUGUUCUUUUGAUAACUAUGAAAUGUUUGCUUUAAUUUAAUUUAACUGGUUUCGGCGUUUUACAAGCACUUGACUUGCUAGUUCAAUACUACUGACUCUUACCUACAUUUACUCUUGGGUUAUCAUCGUCCAUUUUAUAGUGUCAUUGAAACUCAUGCAUUUAAGCCCACCCACACACUUGAAGAAAGGAGUGUACCCCUCAUGCUCGGGAGCUGAAUUAUGUAAACACUAAAAUCUCUUAGCACUGAAAAACACACAAAUAUAAUGAGAAACGAGAACAAUCAGAGGAGAAACUUUGACAAAUGCAUUGUAAUUACUGUAUUUAUAUGUAAAAAUGAUGAAGAAUGACACACGACAAGGCACAGGUUCACUCUAGGUUCAGCUCAUUGAAAGACGAAUAGCACAUUACAAACUUCAUUUCGUCAGAACAAGCCCAGUUUGUGACACAUUCAUAACACAAGAGACGAGAACUUCAAACCGUGGCAGAUUCACAAACACCGACCUGACUUCCCUCCGUGUUGGUUAAUAUUUCCCCUUGUCUAUGCACACUCUGCACUGCACUGGUCACCAAGGGUCAGCUGUGUGUAGUUAUGAAUAAAUAAAGAACAUUAAGGAUGAAGCAGCAGCAGACCCCAAAUAUUUGCUUUUGUCAGCCCCUCUUUGUCCAGUCAAAAAACAUACCUAAAUGCAUUAAGCAUGACCCCAAAUACUCAUAUUUCUUUAAAAACCACAGCUUCCACAUAUGAAAUCAGAUUAUACAAGCAACAUUAAAGUGACAGCAGGCUAAAGAAAAGCACAAUGAAAAUCAAAUGUAUUUUUGCUAAUAAUUUGGUAGCAAUUAAGACAUGCCAUCCUCAGUACUGAAGCCUCAUGCUUUCUGUUUGUGUACCCAUGAGCUGUAUACAUUAAGCGGAUCACAAAAGGGAGUCACUGCACCUCCAGCGAUAAACAUCAGUAGCGAUGGCAUUGUACAUUUUAACAAAGUUAUUCUGCGCCUCAUAUAAUAGAAACUCUGCUUGAUAAAUCAUCCAUCUUAUGCACAUUGGUGGUUCUUAUCUAACAUUGUCCGGCAAGAAGUAGCUGGAGAUAAUUCAAACACUGAGCCUCUGUACUGUUGCCAGAUUAUCUCUGAGCACCCACAACCCACCUACCCCACCUCACACACACACACACACACACACACACACACACACACAAAACCCAACAAAAUACGCUGCUGCACUAUUAAAACUUUUACAAAGACGCUAUAUCUUCUCAGGCUCAUCAGCCGGAGAGACAGUAUGUUAUUACACAUUUCACCGGGAAUAUGAUAAGAUUGAAUAUGAGGACAAAAGGCUGUUUCGUAUCUCUCAUCACACUGGCUGUUUUCAUUGACUGCAUGAUAUUACACUUUCGUGGGGAUCAGCCACGGAGAUCACUGACUAUCCUCCCAUUAUUUAUUCAAAAAAAAAAUCAAAUUUAAUAUAUUUAUUUAUAUAUUUAUUUCAAGCGUGGGUGUGCAAUUGAAUCAUGGCAGUGUUUCCUUGCCCUAAAAAUCUCUGCUCUCUUAAACAGCAUGCGCACAUGCAGAAUAUACUGUACACACGAAUUACCAUAGAGAUCAAUAACAAUAGGUACCAGCAAGUACUCUAGCACUGCUGAUAGCUAAGUUGCACUUGAGUGGUCUUUAAUCAAACGAAAAGAAUCCACUUGAAAUGUUUCAGCACUGAAGCAAAUUAUGACGUGUAGUCCAAAGUGGGAAAAUGCCAGUGUGUAUAAAAAGAGAAGACUUUCCUUUACAAAGCAGCAUCAUUUGUUUUCGACAUGUUGUUUAUCAUUUCCUCCUCAAGUGAAACUAAAUCCCCUGCUCUCAUCUUCUAAAUGUUGCUUUUGUCAAGUUGCCGGCAAACAAAUGUCAUGUGGUGUACAGAUCAGCAUGUGGUUGGACUGGUUAAAUAAGAGUCUGUGAUGUUUCUCUCUGUGGUGUGUCCUGAAGCAGCAGAACAACGAAAAACAGGGCUUCACCUCUCAAGUGAUUUCAUUACGUCGCCCUCCAUCUGAUUUGAAACUUCUCUGAUUCCAACAGAUGACGCAAUAUAUUAGUCUAUUAGAACUGGCCUUCCUAUGGUAUACAUCCACUUUAGCAUUUACUGUCAGUUAAUGAGCUUCUGAGGGUUUCUCUAAGGCACAAAACACACGAGUCCUCCCUUUUUCCUCAUCUCCACUGUCAUCUUCCAGCCUCAUGUGAUUCACAUUUUAUGCAUGUGAAUGUUAAGGUUGUUUAUUUGCCACAGCAGUUCUGUCUCAGAGAAAGAUGUUAGUUGAAUCAAGAGAAAUAAAUAACUGAGAAGAACCUCA